AUGACGUCCCUGUGGGGCAGCCAGGAGGUCAGCCUGGCCGAGCUGCGCGUCCGCCCGCCCGCGCUGCCCCCGGCCCGCAAUGUCACCCUGGACAUCUUCCACAGCCAGCGGCGGUGCCCGGCCGGCGGGACCUGCCCUCGUGAGCUCUUCCUGGGCACGUUUUCCGGCAGCCCCGCCGACAGCCAGGCCGCCUGGGAGGUGUUCAACCUCACCGGCACGCUCAGGUCCUGGCUCCACCAGGACGCGGCUCCUGGCAGCCCGAGUCCUGCGGAAACGGAGCUCGACCUCGGCCACGAGGAGCCGGCCGUGCCCCAGGAGCUGGCGGACAGCGUCCUGCUGCUUGUCUUCUCCAAGGACAAGUCUCCGGGAGACCACAGCCUCAUCAGGACAGUGGAGACCUCCAAGCACAUCAUGCGUGACAGCGGCCCCAAGGGCCCGGGGAGCCGGCGGCACCGCAGGAACAGGAAGGAGAAGCAAAGGAUCAAGGUGAGCGACGCUCCCGCUCCCAGCCCGGGGGAGGACGCCAAUGCCAAGUCCUUGUGCAGGAGGGUGGACAUGAUGGUGGAUUUCGAGCAGACCGGCUGGGGCAGCUGGAUCGUCUACCCCAAGAAGUACAACGCCUACCGGUGCGAGGGGCAGUGCCCGUCACCCGUGGAUGAGACCUUCAAGCCCACCAACCACGCUUACAUACAGAGCUUGCUGCAGCUCUACAAGCCCAACCAGGUGCCGUGCCCUGCCUGCUCGCCCGUCAGGAUGAGCCCCCUCUCCAUGCUCUACUACGAGAAGGGCGAAAUCGUCGUCCGCCACCACGAGGACAUGGUCAUCGAGGAGUGCGGCUGCAACUGA
Cygnus atratus (black swan) is the source of this 846-nucleotide messenger RNA. Its product is annotated as nodal homolog. Gene Ontology annotation, cellular component: extracellular region. The transcript is spliced from 3 exons. Lineage: Eukaryota; Metazoa; Chordata; Aves; Anseriformes; Anatidae. The record is from RefSeq and is a predicted model, not a curated record. Gene Ontology annotation, molecular function: type I activin receptor binding; cytokine activity; growth factor activity. Bases 1 to 846 code for a protein of 281 amino acids. Gene Ontology annotation, biological process: SMAD protein signal transduction; BMP signaling pathway.